Molecule: messenger RNA, 1629 nt
Organism: Ectocarpus siliculosus
Lineage: Eukaryota; Phaeophyceae; Ectocarpales; Ectocarpaceae
Source: the annotation of a GenBank genome assembly
AUGGGGGGUGCAUCUGGAGACCUUUGUUCCACCUCGGCGGGCGGCACCGGCAUUGGUCAUCAGGGCGGCGGUGGCGGUAACAAGAGUAGCAGCCGUGGUGGUGGCGGCGACGGCCCUGGCGUACCACGACGACGACGAGGGCUCUCCUGGAUGGCCCAGACCUGCAGUACAGCAACCCGGUCGUUCGACUGGUGGGGUGCUGCGUCCGACCCCUCAGAUGCUAUCCUCGUGGCGGCGAACGCCGUUGUGGAGAAAAUGUCUUCGGACGAGGAAUUCAGUGACGGGCAGUCAGCCCAUCACACCGUUCAUUGUGAACAACGGCAGACGUGAGGACAGUUCACGAAAUACGCGUUACAAGACGUCAUAUCGAGUGCCGGGGAAGCCUACACCAUCGCGGCUGCGCGUCUUACCAGCGAAGAGCUUGUCGAUCUGUACCGUCUACUCCAGCUCCCCCUGGGUGUGCAACUCCAUCGACAUACAAAAUGUAGUUCAAGUCGCAUUCCCAAACAUACCUGGAAAAUGCAGGUAACUUAGAGUAUGUUUGCACAAGCCCUUGACCGUUUCAAUCCCUGUAGUUGCUCAGUACCCCGGUGUACUUCUUUCAAUGCCCUGCUCUUCGCUUUUUGGGCCUAUUUGAUGCCCCGUGCGUUGUAGGGAGCAUACAGCGAGGUUCAUGAAUGAAUAUGAGGACAGUCGGUAUAGUCGGGACAGUCGGUAUAGUGGGGACAGUCGGUAUAGUCGGGACAGUCGGGGACGUCGGGAAAGCGGAACGAAAAAUGGCAAGGGCACCAUACAAGACUCGGAGUUUGCCACACAAACGGGAGAAGGAUUGAAGCUUUUCAUCAUAAUUGACCAGGCAUCAAGAUACAAGUUUUCCUACACCAAAGUCAUUCUUCGCGCUCAGAGUGCACAUGAGGACGCAGCACGAUAGUCGAGAUACGAUGUCAGCGAAGCAGCGGCAUCUGCAGUUGCUGCUCCAUCACGGGCUGGUGCUAAAACUGCAAGUGUCGGCAUCAACAGCGGCACCGGCAGCACCAGUCGCAGAGAUGCCCGAGGAGGAAGGUGGGUGCACAGACCGUCUGAGUCGAUGGUGUUCAUCAUGCUGAGGAACCGGAGACUCGUAUCACGGCCGUGCCUGGCUUGCUUCAGCAAUCAAGGUUCUGAGGUGACACGAUCGGCCUAGGAGAGCGGGGUAGCGGCCGCCAGACCAAAUAGAGGAGGAGAGUCCUCCACCAGCGUCGCGAACGAAGUGCAUGGCAACCUACCCAAUGCGUGCCUUCGAUGGCCAAGACAUUAUGUCGUACCUUGCAGAGUUGGUGGAUCAUGACCAGUACCUGCUCAUCGCUCCGGUGUCAAAGGCGUUCAGGCGCGCGUGGGGGCCUCGAGCUACGAUAACCCGCCCGGUGAUGGCCGACAUGUCCAUCACGCAGCUUAGGUACUGCUUGAAGCUCGGCCUGCCCUUGGGCAUCCGGCGAACAAGCAUCUGCAACGCCGCUGCCCGCUUCGGCAAGCUGGGCGUCCUUGAGCUUGCGAAAGAGUCUCUUGCGGGUGGACCCGGCGACUUGUGCUUAGGCCUCCAGGGGGGGACACCUUGGGAUCCUCAAAUGGCUUCGCGCGCAGGGCUGUGGC